UGAUUUCCUCAAAAAAAGGAGGAAGUGCUGUACGUGAGUCACUGCUAUCUUGAACUAAGUCUCCUUCACCCUCCUCUCUAAAUUCGUCCCGGAGAAUGUGGAGCCGUGUGAAUAAGCUGUGCUUUGGGAGCAAUUUUUUCUUAAUUCACACAUGAGCCUCUUAUCAUUUUGAGGCUUGAGUCUCCCAGCCAAAGCACCAUGUGGGGAAUCAGCCCCCUCGUGUUUCUUUUCUCUCUUUCAGUUCAAAAGGCUGUGUUGGACUGUGGUACGGUAGCAAAUGAAUUCCCUUCUCCAAACAUAUCCACAAAAACGGAAAAGGUCAUGAAAGGUCAAAACGUCUCUGUGUUUUGUUUCAAUGCUAACCAGUCACUGACAAUCACCUAUUCAUUGUUUCGGAAUAAGACAUACCUGGGAACCCAGGAUGGAAAAGGUGAACCCACAGUUUUUAACCAAAGUAUUUUAGGAAUCAAAGAUUUGGGCCCCUACAAAUGCAAAGCCCAAGUUCUCAACUGUUCGAAAUACAGUCAAGAGUUCAACUUCACAUUUGUCGAAACUCUUCCGGGUGGAGACAGCUGUCCUUUCUGCCUGCCGCUCCUGCUUCCGGGGUUAUUGCUGGUGCUGAUGGUCAUUAUCCUAAUUCUGGCUUUUUGGAUACUACGAAAGUACAAAGCAAGAGGAGCUACGGGAGAUAGUGUGCCCAAGGAUGAUGGAGAGACAACCAAAGAAGUUGGAAUAUAUGUGAAUAUCCAUACAGGUCAACCAGAAGCCUGUAAUAAUUGUAACACUGGAUAUGUCUAUUCUGAACUUAUUUUUUGAAGUUUGAAGAAAUAAACUGUUUCUCAGGCCACAGAUGCCUCACACUGAGGAGCUCGGGCCCAGAGAGUGGAGUGCAGAGCGUGACGGCGGCGAACACUUGCUUCUCGGUCACAACCCCCACCUUCCUGCUUGCUGAAUCCCGUGCACGUGCAUCUCACUGAUGGGAGAUAUUCACCUCCGAGAUCCCAGCAGCAAGGGAACGUGAUGUUUUAGGCUUUGAUCCCACCAAAUAGGAGAAUGGGGUAUGCUGUGGCUUAAAACAACCAAUUAAGGUAUCUACAUACUAGCCAAAGUAUCGAUCAAGAAUGAGGGUGAAAUAAAGACAUUUUAAGGAAAAGACUGAGAUCUUCCAAUCAUAUGUUCUUAUUGAAAAAACUGCUAAGAACAAAAUCAUGUACUUGCUGAAGAAGGAAACUAAAUACAGAAACGGUGUGCAAGUUUCAGGAAGGAUGCGAGUACACGAAACUGAAAGUUGUGUAAUGCUGGGAAACCUUCUAAAGUUAUUAUGACUGAGAAGUGUGGUAUCGGGGCAUGACUAGGUAAGAAGAACAAUGCAACAGGACAGACAGUCCACUUACGGAUCUAAAGACAUAUGGUAACUCAGUGAAGGGUAAAUAAGGCAUUUUAAAUCAUGGGGCAAAGGUGAUUCAUUCAACCCAUUGUAAAUAUUUGAGAACCAUAUUUUAAAAAUAAGUUGAACUCCUACUUGUCUUUACAACAAAAUUAAUUCAGACAGAUAAAAUACUAAAAUAUUCAAAAAUUAAGCCACAGAAGUGCUGGAAGAAAACAGAGGAGAUUUAAAAUUAAUCUUGAAGUGGGGAGGGUUUUUUUCAGUUAGGAUUCACAGUCCAGGAACACAAAGGAUUGUUAGAUUUGAUUGGAUGGACAGUUAAAAAUGCCUUUACAAAUCGUAAGACAAGGGGUUACCAUUUGGUGUGAUGGUUAAGACACUGGACUCUCACGUGACCGACUGUGGUCGAGUGACAGACCUGGCAGCCUGCUUUCUUGUUCCC
Tupaia belangeri chinensis (Chinese tree shrew) is the source of this 1829-nucleotide messenger RNA. RefSeq names its product mast cell immunoglobulin like receptor 1 (gene MILR1). The transcript is spliced from 6 exons. NCBI's taxonomy places the organism in Eukaryota, Metazoa, Chordata, Mammalia, Scandentia, Tupaiidae. The coding region runs from base 199 to 816 and encodes 205 amino acids. The record is from RefSeq and is a predicted model, not a curated record.